AUGCAGUGGCACGAGGAGCGUGACAAGGAGGACUCACAGUUCAUUGGAUUGAUGAAGAAAAUGGGCGAUGACGAAUGGGACCACGAUGAGACGGGUGCCACAGACACUGCAGACACGGUUGUGGACCACAGUUAUGUGAAGAAGAAGCUGGAACAUGGCCUCACUCGAAUCUGGCAGGAAGUCCAGCUGGAAGUGAAAGCGUAUCUGCUUGGGACAGACAUGUCCAACUUCAAAUACGAUGACUUCAUUGUGGUCCUGGAUGUUAUCAGCAGGCUGAUGCAAGUGGGGGAAGAGUUCUGUGUCAGUAAGUUGCUAAACGUCAAAGUGUCAACUACUUCAAGAACUAUCACAGGCUAUUCCAUGCGAGAAAUUGCCAAGAAACUGAAGAUCUGGUACAACGCUGUGUACUACUCCCAGAACAUAACAGAGCAAACUGUCUCUAACCAGAAAAGAAAGAGGAGUGGGAAGCUCUGGACACGCCUGGAGGAGUUGCGGUUGUUUCUGGAGGGCGAGACGUGGGAUUGGUGUCCUGUCAAAUCUAACUUCAACAUCACUCAGCUCCACGAGUUUAAGUUCAUGGGUCAGUGCCGGUCCCCCUCAGUGUCUCCCAGUAGACAGGUGUUGUCCAGCCAGGACCAGGAAGUCCUGUCUAAUUUUGAGCUCUUCAGCCAGGAGGGGAACCCCUUUGAGAGGCACAUCGACAACAAGGAUGAGGAGACUGAGGACAUGCUGGCCUCCAAUGGGUGUGAGUCAGAUAAACUGGAGAAGAGUGUCUACCAGGACUAUGACAGUGACAGUGACGUCCCCGAUGAACUCAAGCAGGACGAGCAGACCGGAGACAUCCCUCUCAAGAGCCUGUCAAGGGAGACGCUGCGAAGCAGGAAGAAGUCAGACUACAGCCUUAACAAGGGCUCCAAUGCUCCCAUCCUGACCAACACAACCCUCAACGUGAUUCGCCUGGUUGGUUAAAUGCAUGCGGAUGAUGAACAUUCUGAAGCCUAUAGCCUUGGAUGUCAUCCGCUGUGUUUCCCAGCUGUUUGAUCACUACCUAUAUGCUGUCUACACCUUCUUCCGCCGCAACGAUAUGCUACGGAAAAAUACAAAGCUAUUUCAAUGGAGAUUAUUCAUUGACCAUGCAUUUUAGUCCAGGACUAGGCUUAAUCUGUGUCCGGGAAACUGGCCCUGAGGGUCUUUUACACAACCACACAUGACAGACCUGUUUUUGUAUGUGACAGACUUGCAUUAUGUUCAUUAGUGUCCCCAAUGUGAAUGUGUUCUAUGUUUCUCAAAUGUUAUCUUAUAUAUUAUUUACCACUCAAUUAUCUGUAUGUGGUUACUGCUUCUGUGUUCCACCUCUUGUACACACAUCACUCAUUGGAAAUUGUCAGUGGGGCUGUAGCUGAAAUCACCUAAGAUUGCUUUUCUCUUCUGUUGAGCCAAUGUAUUAGUGCUUAUGGUGUUCAAAUAGAGUUGGAAUGAAUGAGAGUGUCUUCAGAACAAGUCACCCUCCUUGAAAACAUUACAUUGUUACUGAUAUUACAGAUAUUUUCAGACUGUUCAGUAAGAUAAGGGACACUGAAGUGUUAACUGGUCUAUUUAUUAAGGAGAUGAUUGUGGACUUCAGGAAACAGCAGAGGGAGCAGCCCCCUAUCCACAUCGACAGGACAGUAGUAUCCACAUCAACGGGACAGUAGUGGAGAAGGUGGAAAGUUUUAUGUUCCUCGGGAUACACAUCACGGACAAACUGAAAUGGUCCACCCACACAGACAGCGUGGUGAAGGCGCAACGGCGCCUCUUCAACCUCAGGAGGCUGAAGAAAUUCGGCUUGUCACCAAAAACACUGACAAACUUUUACAGAUGCACAAUCGAGAGCAUCCUGUCGGACUGUAUGACCUGGUAUGGUAUGGUAUGGCAACUGCUCAGCCCACAACCGUAAGGCUCUCCAGAGGGUAGUGAGGUCUGCACAACGCAUCACCGGAGGCAAACUACCUGCCCUCCAGGACACCUACAGCACCCGAUGUCACAGGAAGGCCAUAAAGAUCAUCAAGGACAAGAACCACCCGAGCCACUGCCUGUUCACCCCGCUAUCAUCCAGAAGGCGAGGUCAGUACAGGUGCAUCAAAGCAGGGACCGAGAGACUGAAAAACAGCUUCUAUCUCAAGGCCAUCAGACUGUUAAAUAGCCAUCACUAACAUUGAGUGGCUGCUGCCAACAUACUGACUCAAAUCUCCAGCCACUUUAAUAAUUAAACAUUGGAUGUAAUAAAUGUAUCACUAGUCACUUUAAACAAUGCCACUUUAUAUGAUGUUUACAUACUCUACAUUACUCAUCUCAUAUGUAUAUACUGUAUUCUAUACCAUCUACUGCAUCUUGCCAAUGCUGUUCGGCCAUCGCUCAUCCAUAUAUUUAUAUGUACAUAUUCUUAUUAAUUCCUUUACACUUGUGUGUGUAUAAGGUAGUUGUUGUGAAAUUGUUAGAUUACUUGUUAGAUAUUAGUGCACGGUCGGAACUAGAAGCACAAGCAUUUCUCUACACUCGCAUUAACAUCUGCUAACCAUGUGUAUGUGACCAAUAAAAUUUGAUUUGAUUUAA
This is a messenger RNA of Oncorhynchus nerka (sockeye salmon), 2592 nucleotides long. RefSeq names its product syndetin-like. Gene Ontology annotation, cellular component: EARP complex. Gene Ontology annotation, biological process: retrograde transport, endosome to Golgi; endocytic recycling. Bases 1 to 969 code for a protein of 322 amino acids. The transcript has 11 exons. The record is from RefSeq and is a predicted model, not a curated record. NCBI's taxonomy places the organism in Eukaryota, Metazoa, Chordata, Actinopteri, Salmoniformes, Salmonidae. Gene Ontology annotation, molecular function: SNARE binding.